Molecule: messenger RNA, 2245 nt
Organism: Plectropomus leopardus (leopard coralgrouper)
Lineage: Eukaryota; Metazoa; Chordata; Actinopteri; Perciformes; Serranidae
Source: RefSeq, a predicted model, not a curated record
GAGACCGUUCACACUUGCGGCUCACAGAGGUGGAAGAGGUCAAAGACAAACAUGUCUCUGUGUAGUGUGUUUUGACAGAGGGGACAGAGUCUGAGACUGAGACAGAGACUGUUAGCUGUUAGCAGAACGCUGCCUGCACUUCACCUGAGCGGCUCACAUCCACCUGCUGCCCGCUGCGCUGGGAACCGGUGUCCGGCGGCGAGUCGGCAGACAAAAACGGACGGACUGUCACUGACAAAUGAAAUGAGGUUUUUCCCCUUCAGAUUUGGAUGUCUGCUGGUUUUCGCGUGUGUUGCGUCGGUUACUUGGAUUAAAUCGAUUCCCGGUGAUGGAGGUUCAGCAGCACCAUCAGACUUGCAGACUCUGUACAAGCGUCUGCUGGUGGCGGAGGAGUUGGGAGGGCAGGUCAGCAGGGAUCUCAGCAACAUCCUCGAACAUCUGAAGAACAAAUCCAGAGCUGCCAACAUCACCAAUCUCACCAGUAACACCACCAGCAACACUGCCACAGAAACAAUAUGGCAGCAGAACGCCAAUUCAGGCCAGCAGACAUUCCUCCUGCCGAAUAUUUACCUCUACAUGCCCCACCUCAGACAACAUCCACACAGCCUGCUACCCAAUGUAGUCCUGGGACAGGGACGCCAAGGAGUGUCCAUGGUAAUGGGCAUUCCUACAGUGAAGCGUGAGAAGCAGAGCUACCUGGUCAACACACUCAGCUCUCUGCUCUACGGCCUGACGUCUGUGCAGCAGCAAGAUCUCCUUAUUAUUGUUUUUGUUGCUGAGACGGAUUCAGACUACAUCAACAGCACAGCAGAGACCAUCAGGAGGAAUUUUCCCAAGGAGGUGCAGUCGGGCCUGGUGGAGGUCGUCUCUCCCUCUCAGUAUUACUACCCCGAUUUCAACAGUCUCAGAGAGACCUUUGGAGACUCCAAGGACAGAGUCAAAUGGCGAACAAAGCAGAAUCUGGACUACAGCUUCCUCAUGCUUUAUGCUCAGGACAAAGGAACCUAUUACGUUCAGUUAGAGGAUGAUGUUGUCGCAAAGGCAGGCUACUUUGACAACAUGAAGACCUACGCCACAAAGGAGGACUCCAAGCAGUGGCUCUUCCUGGAGUUCUCCCAGCUUGGAUUUAUAGGCAAGAUGUUUCGAACCCGUGACCUCCCGAUGAUAGCAGAGUUCUUCCUGAUGUUUCACAGAGAUAAGCCCAUCGACUGGCUGUUAGAUCACAUUCUGUGGGUGAAAGUUUGCAACCCGGAGAAAGAUGCAAAACACUGUGAUACCCAAAAGGCUUCACUCAAGCAGAGGUACAAACCCUCCCUCUUUCAGCACGUCGGCCUCCACUCGUCUCUGCCUGGGAAGUUACAGCACCUGAAGGAUAAGGACUUUGGAAAGCAGACUCUGUUCCAGGCCCACAGUAACCCAGCUGCAGAGCUGAGCAGCAGCCUCAAACAUUACCAGCAGCACAGUCUGAGCAGGGCUUACAAAGGAAUGGACUUCUUCUGGGCAUUAACUCCCGUCAAGGACGACUUUAUCCUUUUCAGCUUUCCCCAGCCAAUCCACAUUACCAGGUACCUGUUUCGCAGCGGAAAUAUUGAGACCAGUGGAGAUAAAUUCAUGAACACCACAGUGGAAGUGCUGCCCAGCAAUGUGACAGCACGAGACACACUGGCGACUGCCUUGUCUUCCUCAAACAAACAGUCUGAUCAGGGCUUCAUCAUUAUUGGUGCAUUUGAGAAUGGAGUGGCUGAGGGGGAGAUUGAAGAGGCGCUGCAGCCGAUCUCAGCGCUGCGCCUGGUGGUUCACUCUGACGCUGACGUCUGGGCUCUGCUGAGUGAGAUCCUCAUUAAAGUUUGAAGACUGCAGACAAGAGGAAACCACACACACACACACACGCUGCCAUGAGCCCGGAGCUUCACCUGAACAGACUGCGCCUCCUGAUUGAUACAGACUGUCAUUACAGGGACUUUGAUUUCCAAGGAUUACAUGAAGUGCCUUCACCGACUGUGACUGUGAUCGGCGAGGAAGGAGGACCCACGUUUAGUGUUUGUUCCUGGGUCGCGGACUUUGAAUUGUACCUGCAAUAUUAAACACGCAGAGUUGUGGAACAUGGAAAGGAAUCCACCUACCUUCCUAACUGAAUCUGCCACAUUGCUGGCACAGAGUAGCUGUUUAAGGACACAGCUAUAUCCUCAAUGAGUAAUUUAUUACAUUAUAUUUUGUUGUAACAAAUAAAGGAAAAAAUCUAGUA